Cuscuta epithymum is the source of this 5101-nucleotide messenger RNA. The record is from the annotation of a GenBank genome assembly. Lineage: Eukaryota; Viridiplantae; Streptophyta; Magnoliopsida; Solanales; Convolvulaceae.
GAAUUACACAAUGCGGCAUGCGGCAUGCGGCUCUGCAAGUGCAUAGCAACGAUGUAUUUCUAUUGUAAGGCCCCUAAACUUUACUUUAAUCACUUUGUUGGCAGAACACUCUGUUUCUCUUGCUGGUUUCGUAUUUCCAGUGCCGCUCUGCAAGUGCCGAGUCUGCGUCUCCUUGACUGCUUGAGAGGAGGCGACCGCCCACCGCCCUCCUCGAUCGAAAUGCAACUCAUCAACACUCAACACUCAUCAACAUCGGAAAACAGGAAACCGAAUUCAGAAGCAGAGAAGCUGACAACCAGAAAAUUUUGACAGGCCCUGACCAGGACACACCCUCCCAAACUAUGAAACUCCUCCUACCUCCAAUCCGCUUGCGAACGGCGAAGCCCAAAGUAGGUUGCACACAUCCUGAUUUCCUGCCCAACGAGGUUAUCAAGAUCAUCGAGACUGUCUCCCCCAUGGAACCCGCUCUUGAAAAGGUAUCUCAUUUCCUAUCAUCUCAUAUGGUGACCUCUGCUCUUCGGAAGCUACAAAAACCUGAGCUGAAUUUUCGAUUUUUCAUUUGGGCAACAAAUAGGAAACGUUUACGCAGCUUAGAUUCGCUUAAUUUAAUCACCGACAUGAUCGUAAAGGAUGAAAAUUUCGAUCUAUAUUGGAAGACGCUCGAGGAAGUAAAGAGUUCUGCAAUGCCAAUCUACCCGGAUGCUUUCAACGUUCUGAUCUCUGCCUAUUGGAAGCUAAAUAAGGCUGAGUUGGCCAUUGAGUGCUUCGAUAGAAUGAAAGAUUUUGAUUGCAAAGCUAAUUCUUUUACAUAUAAUUCCAUCCUUCACGGUAUGGUUCAGAAAGGUGUAAUUAUAUUAGCAUUAGCCGUGUAUAAUACGAUGAUGAAGUCAAAUUGUUCUCCAAACAGCUUUACAUUUAACAUUUUGAUCGAUGGAUUGUGUAAGAGUGGGAAUACACGGGAUGCACUUGCACUGUUUGAUGAAAUGUGUACGAGAGGGAUACUGCCAAGUAAAAUGACUUAUACAGUUAUUCUUUCUGGACUGUGUCAGGCAAAGCAAAUAGAAGAUGCAUGUAGGCUGUUUAACUUGAUGAAGACUAGAGGGUACACUCCAGAUUAUGUAUCGUACAAUGUCUUGCUCAAUGGGUUCUGUAAAUCGGGUAGGAUUGAUGAAGCACUUACAUUGUUUGAGUCCUUUAAAAGUGAAGGCUAUGGUGUAGGGCUGGAGGGAUACAGCUGUCUAAUUGAUGGGUUGAUUAGGGCUAAGAGGUUUGACGCAGCUAAUUGUUUAUAUAAAAAGCUCUUAGAGAUUAAUAUUACACCUGAUGUUGUUUUAUGCACUAUUGUCAUUAAGGGGUUAUCUCAAGAAGGUAGAGUGAAGGAUGCACUGGAUAUACUGAGAGAAAUGACAGGGAGAGGUGUUAUACCAGACACCCAGUGCUACAAUACGCUGAUUAAGGGGUUUUGUGAUAUGGGUCUCCUUGAUGAAGCAAGAUCUCUUCAGCUUGAACUUUCACAGAACGGUUGCUUUCCGGACACUUACACCACAACUUCCCUCAUUUGUGGUAUGUGCAAGAAUGGUAUGGUGAGGGAAGCAAUGGAUAUCUUCAGUGAAAUGGAGAAACUAGGUUGCUCUCCUUCUGUUGAGAAUUUCAAUGCCCUUAUAGACGGACUUUGUAAAUCUGGCGAGAUUGAUGAAGCCCGACUCAUGUUUUACAAAAUGGAGAUAGGGAAGAAACCGUCAUUAUUUCUUCGGCUUUCUCAAGGCGUUGACCCAGUUCAUGACACGGCAAGUCUCCAAACAAGAGUUAAUAAGUUAUGUGAGGCGGGGUCAUUUCUCAAGGCUUACAAGCUUCUUAUACAGCUUGCAGACAGUGGAGCCGCCCCGAACACCGUUACAUACAACAUUCUGAUAAACACAAUGUGCAAAAUGGGAAAAAUAGAUAGUGCAUUGAAACUCUACGAGGAACUUCAAAUCAAGGGGCAUUCCCCCGAUCCAGUCACUUACGGGACCCUCAUUGAUGGAUUACAAAGAGUUGGGAGGGAAGAAGAUGCUUUUAAGCUAUUUGACCAUAUCAGCAAGAACGUACAUUCACCAAGCGUGUACAAGUCCAUGAUGACAUGGUCUUGCCGUAGGCGGAAGAUCACUCUAGCUUCUAAUCUUUGGUUGAGGUAUUUGAGGAGUCAAGCCACGAGGGAUGAAGAGGAUAUCCAAUUGGUUGAGAAAUAUUUGGAGGAAGGGGAGCGGGUGAAAGCGGUCCAGAGGUUGCUGGAAAUUGAAACCAAGUUGGCGGAUUUUGAUUCGGCCCCAUAUAGUAUUUGGUUGAUUGGGCUUUGUCAGAUAGGUACUCCAGAAGAGGCAGUCAAGGUUUUCUAUAUCAUUCAGAAGUUUGGACUGAAUGUGUCUGCUCCGAGUUGUGUGAUGUUGAUUAGCAGUCUUGUUGAGAUUGGAAGUUUGGAUCAGGCUGUGGAGGUUUUCAAUUAUACUUUGGAGAAAGGUAUACGUUUGAUGCCACGUGUCUGUAAUAAGUUGCUCCAAUCCCUUCUUUGUUCUAAAGAAAGUUCUGAGCUUGCCUAUGUGGUGUUAAAUGGUAUGAAUUUGACGGGUUGUGACUUGAGUGUCUAUCUUCACGCCCACACAAGAUCUCUUUUACGGCAUUGGAACAUAAGGGAAUCAGAAAAUACAGCACCUGGAUAAGGUUGUUCAGGUCUAGUUUGUUAUUUUCACGGUGUUAAAGCUUGUGCUUCCUUCCCACAUUUUCCUCACUAACCCCAGUUUUCAUUGAGAAAGGUUUGCUUAUAUUGUGCAAUCUACUGAGAGUUACAUCGGAGAAACUGUGUUAAUAUGUAUGUUUGCGGAUAGUUGGCACCCUCAAUGGUUUUGACACGGGAUGUUCUUCACUAGCAAGCAAGCAAGCAAACAACACACGGAAAGGUGGUUACAUACACGCCCUAACCUAACCGAGCGGGCUGCCAUCGUUGCCGUCUUCUUGCGCCAACCGGCUACAUACUACGCUUACAUCCCGUUUCUCCUUUUUUUGCUCAGGGGUUCUUACUCCAGACCUCACGCCUUCAGCAACUAUAAAUUCGUUUUUAUGCAACUUGGGAAAAAUUUCCGCACUUCCUGUCAUCUCUCUGCUUCCCUUCCCCUGUCUAUGCUGGUUUUCAGUCCCUUUUAGCUCCCUCUCACUGUCAUUCAUCUGCUUAAGACUGAAUCAAGGUAGUCAAAGUCGAAAGGCGCAAAGCGCUAGGGGCCUUCCAGCGCCUGAGGCGCAAGCCGCUAUUAAAGCGCUUGCCUGACUCGGGUGAAGUGCAUUACUUAGAAAAUAUCACAUAUACUAUUCUAUAAUUACCAAAUAUGAUGUAUGUAACAUCACAUUGAACCAAAUGCAUAGAACAAAGCUGAGUAUUUUAUUUAGAUUAUAAUGAGACAAUUUUUCAAACGUACGAUACUAUUUAGUGAUCAACCUAGUGACAUAAAAUGAGAAAUUUAAGAUUAAAAACUGAAAUGUUUGUGUGACUUGUGAUGAAAAUUUUAAAAACUCGGAUUACAUCUUUGGAAAAGCACAAAGCAGAGUAUUAUAUACAGUAUACACAUUACAGUGUACUACUACUAUAUUACGAUUAGUAUUAUACACAUAGUAUGCUAGUAAUAUACUUAUAUACCAAUAACUCAAUAAGUGGUAUACUAGUAUUAUUAGUUUAUUACACAUUUAGACAAUAGUAUUUAGAUACUAGUGUAGUAUGAGUAUAAGACUAUAUGUCUAUAUGAGUCUAAAAUAUUGGAUGAAGAGGACUGCAUAAAAAAACACAUACCUUAUUUAGAGCUGUGAUUAAAUUGAGGUUGCUUGAGAAGAUGAAGAAACUGAGGAGAGUGAGUAGACUGAAUAGCGAUGUUUAGUGACUUGAGGCUUAGCGAGAAAACUUGGUUGUUUACGCUGGGUUUUACAUCUUUUCAUAUGUGACUUAAGAGGUUUUAUGCAGGUUUUACUUGUUUUACCGUAUUAUUUAGAUUUUAGAUGGACUGAGUGUUAUUACAUAUAUGGGCUAAUUAUUUUUAAAAGUUUUAAAGAAAACAAAAGGCUGUCAGCCUUAUUCGCACCAGGCGACCCAAGCACGCGACUGAUUUCGCUUCAGCGCUUCAUGCGCUUAAGCUGCGCCUAACCCAUCUGCGUGUGCAUGCCCUUCUCCCAAGCGCUGGAGUCCCUGCUUGCUGCGCCUGGUGCGCUUAAGCGACAAGAGGGCAGAGGCUUCAUGAAGUUACAGAUUGGCAUUAGAGUUACCUUAUGCACCCGUCGAGCUCAUAGGGAACACCGACACUAGCGUUUCUCAACCGACAUUUUCUUCAGUUCCCCAAAUGUCUUUGCCCUGUAGAGUACAACAAACAACAACAUCCAAGCCUUAGUCCCAAACGAUAUUGGGGUCUUUGCCCUGUAGACUAGCACAUGGCCUCUGUCGAUUGUGAUGAAAUCAGUUUAAAAUUAAGCCCCUCUGAAACACAAGCAUCCAAACAUAAAGUGAAGUGCAACCAUGGCGUUUCUUCAUCGCUGCAGAUGGUAUCCUCAGGGCGAAACAAGGGAAAGAGAUUUAUGGCUGCCCCAAAUUGAAGAGUGAUAAGUGAUAAGUGUAUUUUUUUUCUUAUGGGAGCAUGGUCCAACACACAAGUAUUUAAUUGUGACGGAAUGAAAAUCUUAAGAACGAGCUGCAGAAAAUUCAGGCUGCGAAAAAAUUGUUGUUGGAGAAAAUCAAAUGUCCGCUUUGAUUGAAGCUCUCUGUUAUGCCAUUUGAGGAACGAGGCGAAGGAAGAUAUAGAGAAACACAGAUAGAGAAGAAAACUGGUUGGGUAGGGAUCUUCUAAGACCAGAAAUAAAUUGAAUUCUUGUACCUGCGGAACUCGAUUGACCCUCUCAAUAUGCUUGGUUUAUAUGUGAAAAAAAAAAAGAAGAAAACUGGUUAAACGGUGUUACACUAAAAGAAAGCUCUGUCUAGUUCAUUAUAUUUAUGUGGACCUCAUGGGAAGCUUGAAUUACUCAUGCAAAAGUUUGAAGUAGGGAUUACUUUUUUUUAAUUGAUUAAAGCAAGGAUUAAUCUUAUCAAUUUCAC